GUUUUUCCGCCGUGCGCACGCGACCGCGGCGCGCGCGGAUGCGGAUGGCCUGACGCACCUCGCGUCACGCCUGCCCCGCCCAACCCAUCCCAUCCGCUAGUAUAAAGUCGGCGCCCACGCUUCACAUUCGUGGUCCCUUGUGCUUUCUCCAAGCUAAGAUGGGUGCGGAGUUCCUGAGCACGGCGGAGGGCGGGCUCGGCGGGGAGGCGCUCUACUGCGCAGUCAUCGUGUGGCUGUGCGUGGUGUCGUGGAUCAUCUUCACCUGGGUGGACGACGACGGGGACGGGAGGAGGAGGAGGAGGCGCCAGGGCAGCCGUGGCAGCCGGGUGUUCGUCGGCGCGGCGGGGCUCUGCGACGGCACGGGGCCAGGGUGCAGCGGCGGGUACGGGCUGUGCGGCACCUGCCUGGACUAGCCCCUUCGUGCGUACGUUGCCUCCGGACUCCAACGACUACGAGAACUACCGCUACAUGAGAUGGGUGGAUCCUCCGAUUUUUACCCACAAUCAACAAUACAAGCAUCACAUACAACAUUGGAUAUGGGACCUCGAGUGGGCAGUUGACACAAUUCCCGCUCCUCCCGAGGAGGACAAGAUAGUCAUACACCUUUCCAAUGAAACCAUAUAUUCGGAUCUAUGGUGCAACUAUCUAUGCCACGAGAUGGUUCCUCCUCCUUCACCACCACCAGUAGCAGCACAGGAUGACGAUGCCACUUAUUGGGAGGCAGGUUACCCCCACAGAUCAAUCUAAGCCAAUUCAACUAAAAAUCAUUGUUGUACUACAUGGUUGCCUAGCUUCGUGCUUUAAUUCCUUGUAUUAUUUUUCAAUUUCACAAAUGGCGACUCCACCACGUACCGUAGCGGUGGACGUGAUUCACCUAGCUCGCAAAACUAGGCGUAAGCGCCAUGUAAUUGUGUUACAAUGAAUUGUCCUAGGCCUGCUUCCUACUAUUAUCAAGUCUUAUGCUCUCUUU
Molecule: messenger RNA, 970 nt
Organism: Phragmites australis (common reed)
Lineage: Eukaryota; Viridiplantae; Streptophyta; Magnoliopsida; Poales; Poaceae
Exons: 2
Coding region: 159-413 (84 amino acids)
Source: RefSeq, a predicted model, not a curated record